GUCGCAUUCUUUUUUUAUUUCACAUAGAGAAAGGUUGACAUUAUUAUCAUUAUUAUAAUUAUCUUUAAAUAAUAUUCUUCUUCUUCUUAUUAUUUGUCUUCUGAAUUGUACGAAAGGCUUAUAUAAACAUGUCUAACCAGGAGGAGAAUCUGCAGUGCUCUUGGGUGGAGCUGCACUUCAGUGGAAAUGCCAAUGGCAUUGGCAGCCCUGCACAGAAUGGAGGGCAACAGGUGCAGGCUUCCAUUCACACUGGUGAUCUGGAAAAAAUGCUUCUAGAUGCCCAGCAUGAAUCUGGAAGAAGCAGUUCCAGAGGAAGCUCUCACAGUGACAGUCCGCCAAGAUCACAGACUCCACUCCACCUGUGUAUAGGUUCAGAGGUGCCCAGCAGUGGAGAUAAGAACAGCUCUCAGUCUGAAGAGGAUUAUCUUGAAAGAAGAGAAGUAGAAAAUCUUAUGAAGAAAAAUGCCGAUUGGAUUUGGGACUGGUCAAGCCGACCAGAAAACAUUCCACCAAAGGAAUUCCUGUUCAAACAUCCAAAACGGCCAGCGACCUUGAGUAUGAGGAACACCAGUGUUAUGAAGAAAGGAGGAAUUUUUUCAGCAGAAUUUUUGAAGGUGUUCCUUCCUUCUUUGAUUAUUUCUCACAUACUUGCUGUCGGCCUUGGGAUCUUCAUUGGGAGACGUUUAAGAACCUCCACCAGUACCUUCUAAAUGCGACCUGUUGUCAGCUGUAUCUGACUUCAUUUACCUUGGCAUGCCUUUGUGUAACGCUUUGUAGACAUGGGUACAAGUGCUCCUGUGAAUUACAGAAACGUGCUUGCUGA
This is a messenger RNA of Polyodon spathula (Mississippi paddlefish), 823 nucleotides long. Its product is annotated as BCL2/adenovirus E1B 19 kDa protein-interacting protein 3-like. Gene Ontology annotation, cellular component: mitochondrial outer membrane; nucleus; mitochondrial envelope. The record is from RefSeq and is a predicted model, not a curated record. Lineage: Eukaryota; Metazoa; Chordata; Actinopteri; Acipenseriformes; Polyodontidae. The transcript has 6 exons. The coding region runs from base 129 to 710 and encodes 193 amino acids. Gene Ontology annotation, biological process: mitochondrial outer membrane permeabilization; positive regulation of apoptotic process.